AUGCUGCACAUAAAACCAUUAUCUAAUGAAUUGCAACAAGUGGCCCUAAACGAAUUAGCUGAAGUACCCAAUAGAAUACCCAACGACUUGCAGGCCUUAAGAACUUGGAUAGAACAGGAACCCCAUUUGAAUGCCCGCUUGGAGGAGCAAUUUUUAAUACAAUAUUUGCGCGGCUGUAAAUACAGUUUGGAAAGGGCUAAAGCCAAAAUUGAUUUGUUUUUCACCUUGAAAUCAAAAUUUCCCGAUUUGUUUAAUGUUUCGGAUGUAAAUGAGGCUAAAUUUAGGAAAAUUAAUAGUUAUGGCUUUGGCUUGCCUUUACCCCAACCUCUUAACGACAAUGGCCCUCGUAUAUUUUUCUUCAAAUUCGAAGGCGAUAUUGCCAAAGGUCUAAUUGAUAUAGAGGAUUUGUUUUGUGUGCUAAAUGCCAUGCACGAAAUUUUUCUUAUGGAUGAUCCCUAUGCCUGUAUUAAUGGAAUUGUAUAUAUACUGGACAUGAAAAAUAUUUCCAUAAGUAUGGCUUCCCAGUUCACACCAUCUUUUCUGCGUAAAAUUGUGCAAUUUUAUGAGAAAUCUUUACCGCUACGUAUAAAGGCUGUUCACCUGUUAAAUACUCCGGGAUUUUUUCACAGUGUCUUGAGUAUUUUGCUGCCGUUGUUGUCAGAGAAACUGAGACAAAGGAUGUUUGUUUAUGGCCAAACCUACGAUAAUUUGGAGGAAAAAGUGCCCAAAAAAUAUUUACCCUUAUAUUUAGGUGGAGAGAAUGGUGCAAGAGAACAAAUUUUAAAGGACUUUGAUAAGAAAUGGUUAGAGUAUGAGAAUUAUUUUAAGGAAAAUGCUAACUAUGGCACCCAUGAACUAUUGAGACCUGGCAAACCCAUAGAUUUUGACAGUAUUUAUGGUUUGGGUGGCUCAUUCCGGAUAUUAGAUGUAGAUUGAGAAAAAGUCUAUGAAAUUAUUAUUGU
This is a messenger RNA of Calliphora vicina (urban bluebottle blowfly), 962 nucleotides long. Its product is annotated as alpha-tocopherol transfer protein-like. The transcript has 3 exons. Gene Ontology annotation, molecular function: phosphatidylinositol bisphosphate binding. NCBI's taxonomy places the organism in Eukaryota, Metazoa, Arthropoda, Insecta, Diptera, Calliphoridae. Bases 1 to 936 code for a protein of 311 amino acids. Gene Ontology annotation, cellular component: membrane. The record is from RefSeq and is a predicted model, not a curated record.